AUGAGUGAAGCUUCGGAGACCCAUCCGCCUUCCAGGCGCCGAGUCGCCUUCGUUGUGCUCUUCCACUCGACGUGCGCCAUCUUGAGCACAAUUCUCUCCAAGUCUGCCUUAAAUGGUGUCGACGCCCCUGUGACAUUGCUGGCUUUUCAGACAACUGUACAGGUCGUGCUUCUUACAACCAUCGGCUACUUUACAAAAUGGAUUACAUUGUCCAGACCCGUUUCGGCAUGGAUUGCACUUCUUCCACUCACUGCUGCUCGACUUGUGGGCAUUCUUGCAAAGACUUACUGCUUGGCUUCAGUUAAUGCAUCCGUCUACCAGAUCGCUCGAGGUCUUCUGCUACCGUUCACACUCAUGUUGUCGCUUCUUGUCCUUCGACCACGCCCGUACUACCCGCCUCUGUCCCUUGGCGGAUGCGCCAUGGUCAUGGCUGGGUUUGGCGCUGGAAUGGCAUCGGACUAUAGCCAAAUGCUCACAAGUGGCAAGGGCGUGUUGCUCGGAGUUAUCUCGAGUUUUACCACAGCCGUCGAGUCCGUUGUCGUCAAGCGUUUCCUCGGCAAGAGCAGCGAGGGAAUGUGGCAGAUGGUUUGGAUGUCGAAUGUCAUGGCUGUCGGAUUUUACGUACCGCUGCUUGUUUUGUCUGGAGAAAUGGGAACCACUGCAGCUCUCUUCAGCUCGACAGCCACAGCUGAAGUGUCUGCCAGCGCUCGCCAGUUCCUGGGCACAGCAGUGCUUACUGGCGUGGCCGGAUUCUUGCUCACGAUAGCCACUUUCAUGCAGAUCGAAGUUACUAGCCCAACCACCCACAUGAUUGUGACAGCCGCACGAGGCGUGGCCCAGAGUGCCAUCGCUGUUGUGACUCUCGGAGAGCCAAUCACCGCCAAUCGCGCCGGCAGCAUGGCCCUUAUUCUAAGUGGCAGUGCCCUGUACGGUUGGGCCAAAGACCGUUAUGCGCAUAGCAAAAAGGGAAGCUAUUUGCCCGUUGCUCAAGGGCCUCAAGAAGCUCAACUUGAGACGUUAAACAAAGAAGGCCGCUAG
Molecule: messenger RNA, 1038 nt
Organism: Trichoderma virens Gv29-8
Lineage: Eukaryota; Fungi; Ascomycota; Sordariomycetes; Hypocreales; Hypocreaceae
Exons: 2
Coding region: 1-1038 (345 amino acids)
Biological process (GO): GDP-fucose import into Golgi lumen; protein O-linked glycosylation via fucose
Cellular component (GO): Golgi apparatus
Molecular function (GO): antiporter activity
Source: RefSeq, a predicted model, not a curated record